Molecule: messenger RNA, 399 nt
Organism: Naegleria gruberi
Lineage: Eukaryota; Heterolobosea; Eutetramitea; Acrasida; Naegleriidae
Exons: 1
Coding region: 1-399 (132 amino acids)
Source: RefSeq, a predicted model, not a curated record
AUGAUUCAACAACCAAACCAACAACAAUUCUCUGAAGAAAAUAUUAUGCAGCGCACUGAUAUGUGUUCUUCUUCUUCGUUAGAUUGUUAUGAUGAUGACAGAAUUAAUUCGGUAGGAAAACGAGAGUAUGUCAAUAAUGAUAACGAUACAAUUACUACUACUAGUUAUCAAGAUAACAAAAAGCGAAAGAUUAGUGAAGCACAUGUUCUUUCUCCUGAAGCUGAAAAACGUCUGUUGAAUGAUUGGAAUGAGUUUUGUGCAACUUCUUCAGACCAAGUGAAUGUCUUGUUUGGAAUGUUGAUUUCUAGAUUUACAGAUUUUCAGAGUUUACCUGAACAUGUAUUAUUCCAAUCGAUGGUUAGUCAAUUGGCAAACUCCAAGAUAAAUCCCAACUCUUGA